Molecule: messenger RNA, 2425 nt
Organism: Symphalangus syndactylus (siamang)
Lineage: Eukaryota; Metazoa; Chordata; Mammalia; Primates; Hylobatidae
Product: guanylate cyclase D-like
Biological process (GO): intracellular signal transduction; receptor guanylyl cyclase signaling pathway; protein phosphorylation
Cellular component (GO): plasma membrane
Molecular function (GO): ATP binding; peptide receptor activity; protein kinase activity
Source: RefSeq, a predicted model, not a curated record
AUGGGACACAGGCCCGGCUUCUGCUUCCACUCAGUCCUGGUGGGCCUCUCUGAGGACCUCCCGCACUAUCCAAGACAUGGAGGGGUUGUGGUGCUGUGGAUGCGCUCGGCGGUGCGGGGGGGCUUGGAGAUGACCACCCUGCUGAGCCGUGCCUGGGCCAAGGGCCUGGUGGAUGGGAGAUUGGUCUUCCUGCCCUAUGACACGCUGCUCUUCUCCCUGUCCUACUGCAACCGCUCCUGCCUGUCUUUCGGCACUGGUGGACCCCUGCAGGAGGCCUAUGAUGCAGUGCUCACCAUCAGCCUGGAGUCUGGCCCCAUAGACAAGGCCUUUGCUGCUGCCUGGCCUGAUAGAGAGGCGGCUGCCCACCUGGAGCCAGAGCAGGUAGGACUCAAUGAACUCGGGUCUCCUGGGGAUGCCCGCUUCUUGGUGUUAAGAAGACAGCAGUGCCUGCAGGUGGUGACAGGGAUGUGGAUGCUGAUGAGCCCCAGCCAGGACUUGUCACGGCCCUGGCUGCCUCCUGAGAAGACCAUCCCUGAGUCUCAGGUGCAUCUGGAAGUGGGCAGCCUUCCAAUCCCAGCCCUCUCUGGGCUGCCUCACGAGGACUCUUGGCAACUUGGGAACGAUGCAACUGGAGACCAGCAGAUGCGUCAGGCCCAGGGGUUCCAGACCCGAGCCCGAGGCAGAGGGGCUGCGUGGAGACAGUGUUCAGGAGACUGGGUAUGGAUGAAGAAGUGUGAAGUGGUCUCAGACCCUGAGCUGCGCCCAAACUGCCUCAGCCUCCUGAGGAAGAUGCGGGAGCUGCAGUGUGAGAACGUCGCUACCUGCCUGGGCUUUUUCAUACCUCUGGGGAACCUGCUGCGGAAAGAGGUCCUGCACCUAGACUGGACCUUCAAGGCCCCCCUGCUGCUGGAUUUGAUCUGCGACAUGAGGUAUCUGCACCGCCACCAUUUCCCUCCUGGCUGCCUCAAGUUCCAAAUGGUGGACAGACGCUUUGUGCUCAAGGUCACUGACCAUGGUUAUGCAGAGCCCCUGGACACUUAGCAGGCUCCCCAACCCUGGCCAGCCAUGGAAGAGCUGCUGCCGAGGCCUGGGUGCCCUGGGCGGGGCACCCUCACAGGUGACAUCUUCAGCACCGGCAUCAUCCUGCAGGAGGUGCUGACUCGGGGCCCACCCUACUGCUCCUCGGGACUCUCAGCCUGCCCCAUGGUGUUUGUUGCCGAAAUCAUCAGGAGGGUGGCAUCUCCCCCUCCUCUGUGCCGGCCGCUGGUGACCCCUGAUCAAGGGCCACCUGAGUGUGGGCUGAUGAAGCAGUGCUGGGACGAGGCUCCAGAGUACAGACCUAGCAUGGACCAGAUCUACAGCCAAUUCAAAAGCAUCAACCAAGGCAAGAAGACCAGUGUUGCUGACUCCAUGCUGUGGUUGCUGGAGAAAUAUUCCCAGAACCUGGAGGACCUGAUUCAGGAGCAGACUGAGGAACUGGAGCUGAAGAGAGAGAAGAAAGAAAGGCUGCUCUGUCAGAUGAUUCCCCCAUCUGUGGCUGAAGCUCUGGAAAUGGGGGCAACUGUGGAACCAGAGUAUUUUGACCAGGUUACCAUAUACUUCAGUGACAUUGUGGGUUUCACAAUCAUCUCAGCCCUGAGUGAACCCAUUGAGGUGGUAGGCUUGCUCAACGAUCUCUACAUACUGUUUGAUGCUGUUCUGGGCAGCCAUGACCUGUAUAAGGUGGAGACCACUGGGGACGCCUACAUGGUGGUGUCGGGGCUGUCUCAGUGCAAUGGGAGUCAGCAUGCGGCUGAGAUCAAUAACAUGGCCCUGGAUAUCCUGGGCUCUGUGGGUGACAUCCGGAUGAGGCAUGCACCCAACGUGCCCGUUUGCAUCAGGGCUGGCCUGCAUUCAGGGCCCUGUGCGGCAGGGGUCGUGGGUCUCACGAUGCCUUGGUAUUGCCUCUUUGGGGACGCUGUCAACACGGCUUCCCGGAUGGAGUCCACAGGGCUGCCAUACAGAAUUCAUGUCAGCCGAAGCACUGUCCAGAUACUGCUCAGCCUUGAUGAAAGCUACCAAAUUGAUAUCAGAGGUCAGACUGAGCUGAAGGGGAAGGGCAUCGAAGAGACCUACUGGCGGGGGCAGGGGGAAGGCAGGCUUCCCAGGCCCCUCCCCGCACCUGUGGACAUCAAAUCUGGAGACCCUUGGUAAGACUUCAUAAACCAAGAAAUCAGGGCAGCCUUUGCCAAAGCCCGUCAGGACACGGCAGGGACCCAGAGCUCCGGGAAGACCUCGGCCAGGCCCUGAGGAGAACAGUGUGGGGCAGGUGCCUGCACCAGCGAGGAGCCUCCUGUGGAUACGCCCUUCCCCCUCCCUGCUCCACUUCCUUCAAAGACUUCCUUUCUGAGCUCCCUGGUGGCCAACCGGGUGAUCGUUACUAAGU